AAACUCCCCAGACUCAAGGUGCUUUUCACCACCUUCGACCCGAUAUCUUCGAUAACAAUGAAAAAUCACACUUUCUUUACCCAGACGAAUUUUUAAGCGCUUUUUUAGAGGGCAUAAAAGUUUUUGGUUACUUGGAAAAACCUGUAUUUCAUGAACUUUCAAGACAUUUGCAAACAAAGAAGUUAUUAAGUGGCGAUACUUUGAUGCUAGAGAAAGAAAGGUCGUUCUACAUUGUAAUAGAUGGUCAUGUUCAGGUUUUUGUCAAAACUGCAAAUGAAGAAGACAUUGUGUUAGAUCCUUUUGAGGAUGAUGAUUAUAAUCGUGGUUGUCAGCUUUUAAAUGAAGUUACGAACGGUGGAACAUUGUCAAGUUUGUUUACUAUUCUUUCUUUAUUUACUGAUGACAUUGAACUUCGUUACAAUGAUACAGUGGUAGAUCAUUCAAUUGAUGGAGUUCAUGCAGGAAAACAGGAAAAUGAGUCUGUUCAAGAUAAGCAGUCUCAUGGGAUUUCUCAUUCAGAUGUAUCAAAUAAUGUUAAUUCUGAAGAACAAGCUCUUCCCGGAACAUCAAUGCAUCCUGAUAAUACUUUCUCACGUUCAAAUAAAUCUACAAAGCCACAAAUUUUAAGACGCCUUUCAAAAGAUGGUCCAACUACUACUUCUGUUCACCCGAAUAUCAUAGCCAGGGCAACUGUUGAUACUACCUUGGCUGUUAUUCCAGCGGAAGCGUUUCAUAGAUUAACGGAAAAAUUUCCAAAUUCUGUUGCUCAUAUCGUUCAAGUAAUCCUAACGCGCUUUCAACGUGUUACUUUUUGGACUGGAUAUAAAUAUUUGGGCUUAACAAAAGAUAUUUUGAGAACUGAAAAAUUAAUGAAUGACAUCACUACUUAUGGCCUUCCUAGCGAUUUUUUUAGACCAGGAAGUAUGGAACGACUUCGUUUGAAAUAUGUUGGCAGUGGUAAAAAAUACAAAGAUAUGGACAUGAGUGAUAAUGAAUUAAUUAAUAAAAGUAAAAAAACUAGACAAUCUACUCACCCAGUGCCAAAUGAAAGGUGUCAGCUAUAA
Racocetra persica is the source of this 1064-nucleotide messenger RNA. NCBI's taxonomy places the organism in Eukaryota, Fungi, Glomeromycota, Glomeromycetes, Diversisporales, Gigasporaceae. The record is from the annotation of a GenBank genome assembly.